Molecule: messenger RNA, 527 nt
Organism: Cylicocyclus nassatus
Lineage: Eukaryota; Metazoa; Nematoda; Chromadorea; Rhabditida; Strongylidae
Source: the annotation of a GenBank genome assembly
AUGUCAGCUCGCGAUACGAUACAGCGUUUUAACGCUGUUGCUGCCGAAACCGAGGCAAAUCUGAAAAAAAACCCCUACUCAGAAAGAUACGACACCCCUCACUACGACAAACAUGCCCCAGACUAUGGUCGGCCACCGCCGGGAAGCAAAACGGAGGCGAGAGGCAUAAAGGCUGGUAUUCACAUUUGUCGUGAGAUUCUGUACCUUUGUGAAUUGAUCGACCAAAACGCUGAAGGAGAGGAGCCCCAUAGAUGGAUCAAAUUUGGAAAAUUAUUCAAUAUAUAUUCAUUUUAUUCAGAUAAGUUAGUUGGUAUGCUAAUUCGAGCCCGAAAAUAUGGACUAGUUGAUUUCGAAGGUGAAAUGUUGUAUCAACGGCAGGAUGACGAAAAGAUUGUUACAAUGAUGAUGUCGAUAGCUGAUAUUCGUGAACGUAUGCGGCCAUCUGGUGAUCCAAAGAGUUGUGUUGUUAUAGUUGAUAAGUGAUAAUACGUGUACUUGGAUUGUAUCAUAAAUGCGCUCAAUUUUUA